GGGUGGGGUUCGCACGUGGCCCCCCAAAACUUCCUGGAGCGCUGCAGCGUGCUCCUGGGAGGUCUCGGCCGCGGCGGCGGCCCUCCCAGCGAUCAAAGCAGCGCAACAGUUCAGAGACGAGUCGGCCUCAGAGAUGCCCCAGAGAUCAUCAGCACGAGACGAAGCAGUUUGGUGGGCCUUCGUCCCGAGGAGCUCCAAGCGACCUUCACGCGAGUCCAGAAGGGGCCGGUGUCCGCAUUUCUCUGUGGGGGGCAGAGCGCCUCGGAGCAGCUGGGGACGGCCGGAGCCACGCGGGAGGCGGAGAGGGUGUCCAAGUGGAUGCUGGUUUUGCCGCCCUCCCAAAAUUGGCUGAGCGUCCUGGGCGUGAACAAGGGGCUCACGGGCCUCGCCAAGGACUUCGUCAUCAACUACCUCGGGCGCUCAGCGUACCACGACAAGAACGGGAAGCUCAUCGACAACAUCAAGUCGGUCUCGACGGCAUUUCCGAGGAGCAACAACGUGGACGACUACGCCAUAAAGGCCAUUCAGUCAGCAGUGCUUAAGGUAUGCAGGGAGGGCAAGAACUUGUUUUCAGAUGAUGGGUCGCUACACUUGAUGCUCUCGGAGCUGGAGGACGUCCUCCUGCUCUUCCUCCUCCCUCUUUCUCCCUCCUGCCUCCUUCUUCCAGCUGGUCUCCUCCCUACCCCCUUCAGCAUUCUCCCUUCUCCUCUUCCCUCCUCCUUCAGAUCCUUCUACUUUCCUCGCCCGUCCGAGUGGUCUUUCCCCCCCGUCCCUCUGCUGAGCUCGAGGACAUUAUCAAGGAUCCCACCGUCCUGCCGCACUUCCAGACCGCCCUGAAGACCAACGCCGAAGUUAAGAAUAUGUUCGACUACCUCUCUGGCCCCGCACCGACGAAAUCCGAGGAGCUGUAGCAAGAACGCCCGUACGGUUUUAUUUUCCUGCGGAAUUCGCGCGAUGUGGGCGCUCCACCACACACCUUGCAAUUAUUUGCAAGUCGCUGUCGACCGACGUAUAGCAAAACCAGAAGUGGCAUUGGUUGGCAUGCACUUUACCUGCACUUGCGUACUGGCACAUCGAGGGCAGCGAGCAAUCUGCGAGCAUGUGCGAUAUCGUUGGGUAGAAGCACGGCACGUACGGGGUAGUUGGUUU
This is a messenger RNA of Prorocentrum cordatum, 1149 nucleotides long. Lineage: Eukaryota; Dinophyceae; Prorocentrales; Prorocentraceae. The record is from the annotation of a GenBank genome assembly.